AUGGAAAAUCAUGCAUUUGCAUCCCUAGCGCAUAUCCGAAUCCUUCUCGUUCCCGUGGGGUCCAUCCCGAGACCAGUCUUCGAAAAGUAUGCUGCAGAAAUUCGAACUUUCGAGCAGAUUAGGCUCGCUGAGCUCACGACUACCAAUAAGGAUGAGCGAGCUAGAUUCAUGCCCAACCCGCUUUCGACUGGACACCUUCAUCUGAGCUUCCCUUCACAUCCGCCACCGCAGUCACAACUUCCAUUGUCCCUCUUCCGAAUAUCCCACUUCCCGCUCGGUGUCAUAGGCAUCUCAUCAUGCUCUGAGGCUGAUGACAUCUCAAACUUAGCCCAGCAAUUCAACACUUUAGUGUCAGAUCUGUUCCCUUCGGGUGGUAUCCACCCAAUGGCGAAGAGUUGCCUCAUUUUCGAAAGCCCUGGGAGUGCUGUUCCUCUCACCCUCGGUGAAAGCAGCCCAGGCGUAGUCGUCAUUCCGAAUAUGAUGGGGAAUAAGAAGGGAUACAUAGGUACUUUGCUAGAAAACCUUUGUUCUCAGAUUUUAGGAGAGUUUGGCGUUUUGGUACAAACCCUUGAAAGUCCACUUGGUAAUGAGUACUUGAACGCGUCGCUGAUGCCCACGCUCCCACCUCGUUCGGAGUUUCUGCCGUUUAUUGAUGGAUUGAAACCGGAUUCACGACCAUCCAUCCCCUCGUAUGACAGCCAACCAGAAAUAUCCAAAUCAGGGUUUACUCUUGGGGCUGCACCAUUAAAGCGCAACAGCUCCGCUGCGACGACGCACACUCAGGCGAGUCCAUCCCACAGACAGUCUCAGUUCGGCCCUCCGGCUGCGUCCAAAAAGCGUGCUAGCGGUAUAGGUGUUGCAUCUUCACAUGGCCGCCUCUUCAAAGUCCUUGGGGAUCUAUUUCUUCUGGCUGGUCGGACGGAGGAUGCAACAGUGUGGUAUGUUACGUAUUCGGAGGCCAUACUUCUCUUCAAGCUUCCCCAAGACACCGCGUGGCACGCAUCGGCUCUAGAAGGAAUGGCCACUAUCCCUGUGCUUGAUGCAUGGGCAGCUGGUAACGGACUCAAUACCUCGACAGCCCCAAGCAAAGAACCGUGGAGCGACACAACGGAAAGACUAACUCAGGCUGCCGCAUUAUAUAGCAAAGCCCCUGCCUCGGACGCAGGUCAUGACUACGGCACUCUCUCGUAUCUCUAUUGUUGCUGCAUACUUCGACACGCCACUCUCUUGUUUGCAAUCUGGUCUGCGAAAGGUUGGGGCGUCCUCGCUUUCACUACCUUGAUCCAGCCUGGCCCUACUCCCUAUCUCCCUCCAACUCUUUCUGCGGGCGCGAAAAAUAGCACCGUCACCCUGGAGCGACUAGAAAUUCUUUCAGGAGUAUCGCGAGCAGCCAUCUCCAAUACACUAGCUCCCGUGCAUGGUCCAUGGCUUCUCCACCUCGGCGCUCGAGAGAGGAUAUCUGUCCUAGAAACAACGGCUGGGAUUUACUCCUGCUUGGGCUACAGACGGAAAGAAGUAUACGUUCUACGCGAGGUCCUCGGGUGCAUAUUGGAUCUAAUUGUGUGUGGGAGAGAAGAGGAUGGCGCAUUCAGAUCCGCAUUACCUUCGAUUCACAGCAAGGACGAUGGGAUAGGUAAUGUGAGCAUGAGGAUAUCAGAGAGCGUCGCGGGCAACACAGGCAUUCUUAGUCUUCUCAAAUAUGUAUGUAGUGUGCUGGGCAUCAAUCUCGAAGCCGUCCGCCUCUCUGGCAGCGAAGAUGGGGAAGCACAAGUGGAAGGGGAAGAUUCUAAACCGACGUCAAGCCAGGCUUACGACGAGGACAUUGCGGAGGACCUUCAGGAACCAUUCGGGUUGCCCGAGCUCCAAGUUGGAGUCAUGCGCGAAGCAAUUGCUGUCGCUGAAGCUUUACCUGACCAUAUUUCCGUCGCGCAGUUCGCGUUCUCCGCUCUGAAGACAUUGCAAGCCAUUCUUAGUCCCGGUGAUCAAUAUCAUCUGUACUCUACCGCCUCUCGAGCAAUCACAACGGCCCAGCGUCGGGGCGACCCUCUUACACUUGAAUUUUGGUCUGGAAGACCUGUAAUUAGCAUCACAAUAUCACCUCUCCCACUCAUCCGCGUCCCAGUGGAGAAGCCCAUAUCUGCAUUGUCAACUCGAGCCCAAUCUGCCAACGCUAUCAUAACAGGAAGCAAAGACCCGUUCUUGUACAACCCACGAAGGGGAGUCGAGCAAGGGCAAACGUUAGUGGUGCAGCACGAAGAACUCGAGUUUAUAAUUGUUUUGCAGAAUCCGUAUGUAUUCGAUCUUGAGCUUCAGUCUGUAGUGCUUAGCACUUCAGGGGUGCCCUUCGAGACGCAACCAACUCGCGUCGUUAUUCCAGCUGCAGCCUUUCACCAAGUUGUCCUUACCGGAAAGCCCCUCGAGACUGGUAGUCUCACCAUCCGGGGUUGCAUAGUACAGGCGCCUGGCGGCGCUCCCCGCGAAUUCAUAUUACCACUAGCGACCGAGGCGGAGGAAGUCAGACUGUCGCAGAAACGCAGCGUCAUUGUGUGCGAAACGGAACGUGCGAAGUACUCUGGUCUCGAUGCUAGACCUUGGGAGAAGCUACAUAGGAGGCACCAAAGCAAGCCCCAAACCUCUGAGACCGUCUUCAAAUUCCUCGAGUGUAAAGUCGUUCAAGAACAACCUUUGCUCCGGAUACGAAGGACGUCAGUGACGCACGGCGCCAUAAUGCUUUACGAGGGCGAAAAGUCUUCCCUCCGGAUGACGUUGGAGAAUGUAUCAUCUCUUCCCGUGGAUUUCCUGCGCCUGGCAUUUGAGGACUCUACAAUGACGGCUGCGCAACAAGCGCUCACUGAAGGGGAAAUGUCGAUAUUCGAGACCUAUGAAACCGAGUACGAACUUCUCCACAAUCCUCUUUUCACUUGGUCAAGCAAGUCGACUAUCAACAUUAAACCGAACAAAAAGCACGUCCUAGCCGUCGAUUGCUUUGGUAAAGGCGGAUGUACAUAUGGCACUAUCCAUAUAUCCUAUGGCUGUAUACAUCGCUCGGCACUUGAUGUGCCUGACCCACCAAAGGUAUUCCAUACGCGGCAGAUAUCGUACCCGAUUAUGGUUACGGUAUACCAAAUGCUGGAUUGCUACAACAUGGAUAUCUUGCCGUACCAUUCUUCAUAUCGAACACCUGGAUCCUCGGGGGACGCUGGAUGGUGUUUGUUCUCCGUGGAUGUGCGGAACACCUACGGCGUGCCGUUCGAGGUGACUUUUGAACGAUCACAAGAGGACACCGAUCCCGAGUCGACCACUACUAUCAUUUCACCAGGCUCCACUGCGAGGAUCGUACUACCGUUGAAGAAGAUGUUCCUCUCGCAAGAACAUGUUUCUCGCGAGAUCCCUACUCUUUCUGACAGGCAGUUCAUCGUCUCGAAGUCGAAGUUAUCUUCAGAAGAAGAGUCGAUGAACCGGGCGUUGUUCUGGCACCGUGAAGAGCUAUUCAAGUGCGUGCAAGGACGAUGGCGGGAGGCCUCUGGGACGCGGCAUGGUACCCUUUCGCUAAGGAAGCAACGGAUAUCACUGCACAUGUUGGAUACACUACGAAUGCAGAAGGCGACCGUUCAACUGUCCAUCAUUCAUCGCACGGAAGACGGCGAUGAGCGGCAAGUUCGGUAUCAAGACAACGUCUUCUAUCCCCCAAUUCACGAGUUCGUGUACCUCCAAGGAAAAGUCACCUCCCUCUCGCCCACACCGGAAAUCUUCGUGCUGGACUUCGACCUGCAUCCCUUCCAGCAUGUCAUUUACGAAGGAGUACUCACUUCCGUACCAAUUGGCAAGCUGAAGCAAGGAGAUUCCCGGGAAGUCUUGCUGCCCAUUUGCUUUCUGUGUUCUGGAAGGUUUGACAUCCGAGCGCAAGUCGGGAUGAUCGACAGUGGCACGUCUGAAAGGGGAGUAAGCUACGGUUCACUUACUGCGAUUCUCGGCAAGCCGGAUUCUUGA
Pleurotus ostreatus (oyster mushroom) is the source of this 3990-nucleotide messenger RNA. RefSeq lists its product as uncharacterized. The coding region runs from base 1 to 3990 and encodes 1329 amino acids. The transcript is spliced from 15 exons. NCBI's taxonomy places the organism in Eukaryota, Fungi, Basidiomycota, Agaricomycetes, Agaricales, Pleurotaceae. Gene Ontology annotation, cellular component: trans-Golgi network. The record is from RefSeq and is a predicted model, not a curated record.